Molecule: messenger RNA, 1932 nt
Organism: Paraphaeosphaeria sporulosa
Lineage: Eukaryota; Fungi; Ascomycota; Dothideomycetes; Pleosporales; Didymosphaeriaceae
Product: centromere/microtubule-binding protein-like protein cbf5
Exons: 4
Coding region: 53-1534 (493 amino acids)
Biological process (GO): mRNA pseudouridine synthesis; snRNA pseudouridine synthesis; rRNA pseudouridine synthesis
Cellular component (GO): box H/ACA snoRNP complex
Molecular function (GO): RNA binding; pseudouridine synthase activity
Source: RefSeq, a predicted model, not a curated record
GCAGGCAAGAGCUACCGACUACAGUGCUAACGACGACUUCCUGACGAACAAAAUGGCGCUCGUUAAGCAGGAUGCCGCGCCCGACUACACGAUCAAGCCGCAAGCUGCCGCUGCGCCCAUUGACACCAGCGACUGGCCGCUGCUGCUCAAAAAUUACAGCGACUUGCUCGUGCGAACCGCGCACUUCACUCCUAUCCCCGCAGGAUGCUCGCCGCAUGCUCGCGACCUGAAGCAAUAUGUUAGCUCUGGUGUCAUCAACCUUGACAAGCCUUCGAACCCCUCGUCCCACGAAGUUGUAGCUUGGAUCAAGCGCAUCCUGAGGGUGGAGAAGACUGGUCACAGCGGAACUCUUGAUCCUAAGGUCACUGGUUGCCUCAUUGUCUGCAUUGACCGUGCGACCCGUCUGGUCAAGUCUCAGCAAGGAGCCGGAAAGGAGUAUGUCUGCGUCAUCCGCCUGCACGACAAGCUCCCUGGCGGCGAGGCCCAAUUCGCUCGCGCUCUUGAGACCCUGACCGGUGCUCUGUUCCAGCGACCGCCGCUCAUUUCCGCCGUCAAGCGCCAGCUCCGUAUCCGAACCAUCCAUGAGAGCAAAUUGUACGAGUUCGACAACGAGAGGCAGCUUGGUGUCUUCUGGGUGAGCUGCGAGGCAGGAACCUACAUCCGAACGCUGUGUGUGCAUUUGGGUCUGCUUUUGGGUGUUGGUGCGCACAUGCAGGAGCUUCGCCGUGUGCGAUCUGGAGCUAUGGACGAGUCCAAGGACAUGGUCACUCUGCACGACGUCAUGGACGCUCAGUGGAUGCAGGACAACAACCGCGACGAGGAAUAUCUGCGCUACGUCAUCUCUCCUUUGGAGACGCUCCUGACCAGCUACAAGCGCAUUGUCGUCAAGGACAGCUCAGUCAACGCCAUCUGCUAUGGUGCCAAACUCAUGGUCCCUGGUCUGCUCCGCUUUGAGAAGAACAUCGAGCUUCACGAAGAGGUUGUCCUUAUGACCACCAAGGGUGAGGCUAUCGCUCUUGCGUAUGCGCAGAUGUCUGCUGUCGAGAUGUCGACCUGUGACCACGGUGUUGUUGCACGCAUCAAGCGUGUCAUCAUGGAGCGCGAUCUAUACCCACGACGAUGGGGCUUGGGUCCCGUUGCGACUGAGAAGAAGAAGAUGAAGGAGAACGGUACUCUCGACAAAUUCGGUCGUAACAACGAGAAGACCCCUGCCACAUGGACUUCUAACUACAAGGACUACGACGCGCAGAACCAGGGAUCUACUGAUGUGACCAUGGGUGAGACCACGACUACCAGCGAUGUUCUUGCAGCUCCUGCUGUACCCCCAACGGGUCUGGAUGCCAACGGCGAGGCCGAGGCUGAGGCCGAGAUCUCCAAGAGCAAGAAGCGUAAGAGCCGCGGCGACGAGGAGGAGGAGACUGUCGAAGAGAAGGCCGCUCGCAAGGCCGCAAAGAAGGCGAAGAAGGAAGCGAAGGCGGCCAAGAAAGAGAAGAGGAAGUCCAAGGGCGGCGCUGAAUCCGAGGACUCUGACUAAAUCUUUGGAUAUACUGGAUCUCGAUUUUUUGACGUUACAACAACAAAAGUGCGCGACCGAUUCGGCCACUGCGAGCCUGCAGCUGCACCCAGAAGUUUGCCCGCCUACGUGUUACCUAUACUGGACUAGCGCUGGGUACUCAAAUUUUUGGCAUGCGCUGUACUGUGGAUCCGCAAGUGCAUGUACAACUUGUCAAGAUACCUCGACUUUUCACUGCUUUGUAGCAUACGACAGCGUGUCGAUAUCGGCGUUAAGGGUAACCUGGUGGAGUUCGGAGCAUUCCGGUUCGUGGGGCAGCAGGGGUGUUGACUAUGUGUGAGAGAACGCCAGAGUCAAUUCACCGGCGAAUGUUGUAGAUUCCAAUGUGGGCCUGACAGUUUCGCGAUAUGAAUAUCACC